Molecule: messenger RNA, 2497 nt
Organism: Cryptomeria japonica (Japanese cedar)
Lineage: Eukaryota; Viridiplantae; Streptophyta; Pinopsida; Cupressales; Cupressaceae
Product: PTI1-like tyrosine-protein kinase At3g15890
Exons: 4
Coding region: 474-1568 (364 amino acids)
Biological process (GO): protein phosphorylation
Molecular function (GO): protein kinase activity; ATP binding
Source: RefSeq, a predicted model, not a curated record
AUCAAAAAAUUAGAAAACAAAAUCAACAAUGGUGGGGUUUGGAGGCGCGCUGUAGGAUGCCUUGCGUUUAACGCCUCCGGACUUGAAGGCCUUAAUUAAUCCAUGUCUUAACACGACUUUCAAAUCCAAAUCUCUCAUUCGAACACAAAGUCUCUGCAACUAAUAAAAGAAUUUCCUUCUUUAGCAUCCUGUGCUAAAAUAUUGUAAGCCGCCAUGAGGUGCGCGGUUUUGGCGGAAGAAAUGCAGGGGCCAAUGGGCACGUGUGCAUGUCUGUGUCAGGGUUUCUUAUCCUUGUGUCUUAUUGUAAGCUAAAUCAAUGGCGGAGUAGAAUUCUGUGUCCUUGUUUUGUAAGAGCUUGUUCGGAGAUCAUUUGUGUUAGGAUGGUGAAUGAAAAUCUAUAAUUCAGGUUUGAGUUGGAAGGAUCUUGCCAAAUUUGGCGGCAUUUGGAUUUCAAACAGUAGCAGGACGAGAGGAUGGACUUCUUCACAAAGUAUUGUUGUGUCGGACCUUUUAAUAGGACAGUAGAGAAGAAAAGCAGCACUUGGAGGAUUUUCUCCUUGAAGGAGCUGCAUGCAGCUACAAACAAUUUCAAUUAUGAUAAUAAACUUGGAGAAGGGGGUUUUGGAAGUGUCUACUGGGGUCAACUUUGGGAUGGUUCACAAAUUGCUGUCAAAAGAUUAAAGGUCUGGAGCACCAAAGCUGAAAUGGAAUUUGCAGUGGAAGUUGAGAUUCUUGGUCGAGUUCGGCAUAAAAAUUUGUUGAGUUUGCGAGGAUACUGUGCUGAGGGGCAGGAACGUCUUAUAGUCUAUGACUACAUGCCAAAUCUCAGUCUACUUUCACAUCUCCAUGGCCAGCAUUCUUCAGAUUGCCUCCUGGAUUGGCCAAGGCGAAUGAGCAUAGCAAUUGGCUCCGCAGAGGGUAUUGCUUAUCUUCAUCAUUAUGCAACACCUCAUAUAAUUCAUAGAGAUAUUAAGGCCAGCAAUGUAUUGCUAGAUUCAGAUUUUAAGGCCCAAGUUGCUGAUUUUGGAUUUGCAAAGCUCAUACCUGAUGGUGCAACACAUGUUACCACACGAGUGAAAGGCACACUAGGUUAUCUUGCACCUGAAUAUGCCAUGUGGGGAAAAGCGUCUGAAAGUUGUGAUGUGUACAGCUUUGGUAUAUUAUUGCUUGAACUUGCUACUGGUAAGAAACCAAUAGAAAAGGUUGGCAACCCAAGUACCAAGGUUACUAUAACUGACUGGUCCCUUCCCUUGGUUUUAGAAGGUAAAUAUGACCAACUAGCUGAUCCGAAGCUCCAGGGAAAAUACAAUGAAGAGGAACUAAAGCGAGUAGUUCAUGUUGCAACCAUGUGUGCUCAAAGUGCCCCUGAGAAAAGACCAACAAUGCUGGAGGUAGUGAGCUUCCUCAAUGGUGAGUCAAAAGAAAAGCUGUUUAAAACAAUAAAUGAAAAAAAGGACAAAAAUGGGAAGUUGGAAGGUGGAAAGUACUCAAAGGACUUACUGGAAGCAGAUGAAAGUUCAGACUCAGCAAAUGUAUGCAUCGAAGAUAUCCACAAAGUGGGCAUAUGAGGGAGGCUGCAUCCUGGAUAUGAUGUGCACUAUUGGUUUAGGUUGCAGAUAAACAUUCCUCAGUCAAAUGAAAUUUGCAUUUCAUUAGUGCUUGUGUAUGAGGCUUGAAUUGUGAUACCUUAAGUUUUUUGAAUUUUGAAAAACUCAGCUAAAAUGAGAUUUUAGAGUGGAGUCACCCUCCUUGUUUUUAGUCUGUUUGGAUUUGCUUCUUUCACUUUCAAUCAUUGCUCUCAAAGUUGAGGGAAGAGUCCAGUUGUAUGUUUCCUUACCAAUUCAAACUGUAAAGAUAUGUCGUUUAUAACUAAAAAGGAUAUUCUAGUCUCGAGUACAUUGUGCAUUAGAUUUUCCGAGCCUUUUUACCUGUUCUCUGUAGCUGGUCUGACUAUGUAACAUUGGAGACUGCAAAUCCAGGAGAAAUUUGCAGCUGUGUAAGUAAUCCCUAAGUGGGUUUUGAACAACAUGCGUGAAAUGAUUGGUGGCAUCUUGAGAUCAGUGAUUGCUGUUAUAUUACAGUGGAGAAAAUUUUCAAAACUUAUUGAGUACCAUUAAUUAUGUUUCAGUGGAGGCAAUGAUCAAACUGCUCAAGAAUAUUCUGCUAUAUGCUCUUAUGAGCAGUCUUGUUGAGAAUAUGCCCAUUUAAACUAAGUCACUUUGUGGCAUGCAGGGCUUGUCUUCUUUGCUAUAGCAUGCAAUUUCUUUCCAUGCAGAUCAAUGCCUUUCUGAAUUUGUAGAAUAAACAAAAUAAUAUUUGUUGGUUGGUCCCGGAGUUUCUUUGAGAUUCUUGGAAUAGAGAGUUUCAUUGAGAUUCUUGUAUUAGAUUUUCAAUUAAUCUUCCAUGCGAAGAUUACUGUAGUAGGUGAAAGUGCACAAUGUAAGAUACAUUUCUUAGCAAAAUUUUCAUCAAUGACAAUAUAUAUAUCUUACUGUAA